ACCAGUCCCCAUUCGCUGGCGUACGACGCAGAGCAGCCCGAACAUUCUGCUGAGCUUCUUCUUUUGUUCUGCACCGAAACAGAAAGUCUCCGAGGCUCUGAAGGACACGUCGAGGGCAUGUAAACCACGCUAGGGUUCGUUUUUUGGGCGAUCUAUCGCUUUAAAGGCAUCUUUUCCCGGCGCUCGUGUAGAAAGCACUGCAGUGAUCUGCUAUUGCGGAGGAAAAUUCUGCAUCGGGAACUCCCUGCGUAGAGCAACUUUCACCAAUAAACCGACGAAUCUGCCGCUCACGUUUAGAGAGAGAGAGAGACAGAGAGAGAGAGGAGAGAGAGAGAGAGGCUUGAACGUGCUGCAGAAACGCUGCUGUUCUGCUCUGAAUGUGGCGGCUCAGUGCAGGAUUGUGAUCCACAACGAGCCAAAGUUUGACGCAGAACCAACAUGAGAGAGUUCGUGUGCUUCGUGCUGCUGUGUGUCGGCUGCUCCUCGCCUCUGUCCGUGUCUCCGGAGGAGGCGAGCGAGUUCCUCCGCAGACACCGGAGAGCCAACCAGGUGUUCGAGGAGACCAAGCAGGGUCAUCUGGAGAGGGAGUGUGUGGAGGAGAGGUGCACUAAAGAGGAGGCGAGGGAAGUGUUCGAGAAUGACCCUGAGACGGAGUAUUUCUACCCGAAGUAUCAGGCGUGUAUGGAGAGGUUUGGAGACUCUGAGAAGAAGAAGCAGGAUCUGAUCACGUGUGUCCACAACAUUCCAGACCAGUGUUCUCCUAACCCCUGUAAUCAUUACGGUACGGUGCGCUGUGAGGACAAAAAGGGCGAGUUCCAGUGUCAUUGUUUCACAGGAUGGAGUGGUGUCAGGUGUGAGAAAGAUGUGGAUGAGUGCAGCAGAGCAAACGCAGGAUGUGAGCACCACUGUAACAACACCAUGGGCAGUUACCGCUGCUCCUGUCGUCAUGGAUACACGCUCUCGGGUCACCACACGUGUCUGGAUGUGGACGAGUGUGUGAAGACUCCAGACAUCUGUGGAUCCGCUCGCUGCUCGAACCUCGACGGGAGCCACGACUGCUUGUGUGACGACGGCUUCGUCUACGACAACAUCUCCAAGAGCUGUGUAGACGUGGACGAGUGUGAGACGGAUGUGUGUGAGGAGGAGUGUGUGAACACACCCGGGAGCUUCCGCUGCUACUGUGACGGACGACAGGGGAAGAGACUGGGACGAGACUUCAGGAGCUGUGAGCCCAUCGAGCUUCACCGGUCGCUGGACCUGAGGAGGAACCCUCGCUCUCUGUACCUCGGACGCAUGUUCAGCGGGAUCCCUGUGGUACGACUGCGCUUCCGCCGCAGGGUUCACACCGGGUUCACGGCAGAGUUUGAUCUCAGGACCUACGACCCUGAGGGCGUGAUCUUCUUCGCCGGUGGCCACUUGAACAGCUCCUGGAUUGUUCUAGUGAUGCAUUAUGGGAAGCUGGAGCUGCAGCUGAAGUACGGAGCUGUGAGUCGAGUGACCAGCAGUGGACCGCAGGUCAACGACGGCCAGUGGCACAAGAUCUCGGUGGAGGAGCAGGGGCGGAGCCUCGUCAUCAAGAUUGACAGGGAGGCGGUGAUGAAGAUCGCGGUCAACGGAGAUCUGUUCACGCUGAAUAAAGGCAUGCAUGAGCUCAACCUGACGGUGGGCGGCGUUCCCUUCAGAGACGACGGACUGGUCAGCAGGAUUAACCCUCGCCUGGACGGCUGCAUGAAGGACUGGCGCUGGUUGACCGGUGAGGACACGUCCAUCCAGGACACCGUCCAGAACAACGAGCGCAUGCAGUGUUACGCCGUCGAGGACCACAGCGCCUUCUACCCCGGACACGGCUUCGUCUUCUUCAACCACAGCCACGGAGACAAUCAGACUCUCAGUGUCCAUGUGACCCUGCGCCCGGUCUCCUCUGUAGGCGUCCUGUUUGCUCUGGUUCGUCAGGACAGAGUCCCGUUCUCCAUCUCUCUGUCCGACUAUCAUCCAGGAACACUCAACUGGACCGAGCACGUGCUGGUGUCUUUCGGGGACGUGGUGGCGCUCAGUGUCCCGGUCGCUCUGUGUGACGGUCAGACCCACACGCUCAACGUGACUGUGUUGGGGAACAGCUCUCUGCUGGAGGUGGACGGGCAGCCGGCGCAGACGGAGGGGACGGAGAGCGCAGACGCUCUGGAUCUGACGGCGUCUUACAGCACCUUCAUAGGAGGCCUUCCUGACGUGUCUCUGGUGUCCGCGCCGGUCUCGGCCUUCUUCACGGGCUGCAUGGACGUGCGGGUGAACGGUCAGCUGCUGGACGUGGACGAGGCCCAGCACAAACACAACGACGUCCGCUCUCACUCCUGCCCUCUGCUGGACGCACAGCAAUAACAGCAGCUGACGCUCCGCACAUACAGCACAGAGCCGCUAGACAUGUAUUACCCGCUUUAGACCAAUCAAACACAAGCUACUGAGAGCGUGCUGUGAGAUACUGUAACUGUACAUAGGCCACUGUAAAAUGCUUUAGAGGAGGAUGACUAAAAACACCCGACUACCAUUAAAGGCCUUCAGGCUUGAUGUAGGUGCUCAACUUCAUCAUCAUCAUCAUCAUCAUCAUCAUCGUUCGGGGUAGUUAGAGUUUUUUUUAGUCCUUCGUUCGAGUUUGUCUUUUUAUUGUUGAAGUUUUAUAUUUUGUUCAUGUAUGCUUUGUGUGUGAGACUGAAACUAAUAAAGGCGGAUGGUGUUGUUAUGAUGA
This is a messenger RNA of Puntigrus tetrazona (Sumatra barb), 2740 nucleotides long. RefSeq names its product growth arrest-specific 6 (gene gas6). The transcript is spliced from 15 exons. The coding region runs from base 439 to 2376 and encodes 645 amino acids. Lineage: Eukaryota; Metazoa; Chordata; Actinopteri; Cypriniformes; Cyprinidae. Gene Ontology annotation, molecular function: calcium ion binding. Gene Ontology annotation, cellular component: extracellular region. The record is from RefSeq and is a predicted model, not a curated record.